Molecule: messenger RNA, 2099 nt
Organism: Clupea harengus (Atlantic herring)
Lineage: Eukaryota; Metazoa; Chordata; Actinopteri; Clupeiformes; Clupeidae
Gene: gipc2
Product: GIPC PDZ domain containing family, member 2
Molecular function (GO): protein binding
Source: RefSeq, a predicted model, not a curated record
ACACUGCGCCUGCGUUCUCAGCAUUUUGGAACAGUGUCGCUAUUGUUUGCGAAUCAACAGCUUGCGAACAUAGUUUAUGGUAGAUAGGAACCGAAGAAGCGCUGACGUUGCUGUUUCAAAUUAGUUUGUUUCUCAUUCAAACUUCAUACCAUCGCUAACGAAGAAACACCAACGUGGAAUUUCACGCAAAAGAAAGGAAGAUUCGCUACAGGUUGUUUUCAAAUGUUUAGUUGAUCGGUCCGUGUACCUUCGUGCCCCCCUGUGGAUUUACUUGAGCAGCUAGCAUGCCUUUGGGACUAAGGAAAAAGAAAAACAAAUCAAGAGAAAGUUCUAAUUUGGUUGAGAAUGAAGAGGUUGACGGAGUUGCUGGAGGAAGCGCCAGCAAGUCCACCGUGAAUGGUGGCGGACUGCCACCUCCACCUGCCAACCUGCGACCGAAACUGGUGUUUCACACACAGCUCGCCCACGGGAGUCCUACGGGCAGGAUUGAGGGAUUCUCAAACGUGAAAGAGCUGUACAGCAAAAUAGCUGAGGCGUUUAAUUUAAAUCCACCCGAGAUUCUAUUUUGCACCCUAAACACCCACAAGAUUGACAUGGAGAAGCUACUAGGUGGACAGAUCGGCCUGGAGGAUUUCAUCUUCGCUCACAUUAAAGGGCAAAAGAAGGAGGUGGAGAUUCACAAGGCUGAGGAUGCCUUGGGGCUCACCAUCACAGACAAUGGAGCUGGUUAUGCCUUCAUCAAGCGAAUUAAAGAGGGCAGUGUGGUGGACAGCGUGAAGGUGAUUUGCGUGGGGGAUCACAUUGAGUGCAUCAAUGGGAAGAACAUUGUGGGCACACGGCAUUACGAGGUGGCACGGAUGCUCAAGGAGCUGCCCAAAGGCCAUACCUUCACCCUGAAGCUGGUGGAGUCUAUGAAAGCCUUUGACAUGUUGGAGCCCAGGUCAACGGGAGCCAAACAUGCUGGGGAGAACAAAAUUGCUUCUGGCAGAGGAACCCUGAGACUGCGCUCUAAAGGACCCGCUACGGUUGAGGAAGUGCCAACAGAGUUUGAGGAGAAAGCGGUGAAGAAAGUGGACGAUCUUCUGGAGAGUUACAUGGGAAUCCGUGACACUGAGUUAGCCGCCACCAUGGUGGAAGUGGGUCGAGACAAGAACAACCCAGACGAGUUUGCCAUGGCCCUGGAUGAAACCCUGGGGGACUUUGCCUUCCCAGACGAGUUUGUGUUUGAUGUGUGGGGAGCCAUCGGUGAUGCCAAGCAGGGACGCUUCUAAGGCCCCUUGGCCCCUUCUGCAGCAGCCUGGAAGGCCGGACAGAAGCGAUCUGUGGGAUUCUGUUUUGUGCGCAUACGUAGAAGGUAGAGGGUAAUUAUGUAAUAGGUUCACUGUGAUUCUCAGACACUAUAUAUAUAUACACUAUAUUCCAAGUGUACUUAAUUAUCUGAGCUCUGAUUAGCACACACUGAACAUUCAUGUUGCCUCCCAUGACAUACACUGUCAUUUCUUUGAUUAAACUGAGUUGGAGGGAUUUUAUAGCGUGGGAGUAGAUUGCUUUUAUAACUCAUAAUGUGGAGGUUCAGCAGCACUUCCGUCCAAGGUAUCACACUGAAAUUGUAGUGUGCUUUUUUGUAAAGGUUUUACAUUUUCACUUUGUAUCUGAUUAUCUUGCCCAUUUCUAUAUAACCACAAGUCUUAUUUGUACCUACACAUUCCUAGUAAAUACCAGCAUUUGGGAGGUGUAUGUUUGUAUUGAUAUGAUGACAACUGUCAGUGAGUAAGAGAAUACUAAACUAGCACUGGAUUUGUGGAAAUACUACUAUAGUGGUGUUUCGGUUAAAAUUGUAUAAUGUGAACCUUUGUUUAGUGUUCCUGAAAAUAUGUGAUUCUGUAGUAGUUUAGCCAAGGAUUUGACUGUUUAAGACUAACAUUCCUUUACUUUUAGAUUUUUUUGUACAGUGUUGACAUAUAAUUGUGAUUUGAUAGAUAAACAAUUAUAUUUUUGAUCCUUUAAUUUAUUUGUUGGUUUAAAUUGUCAUAUGAUGUAUGGAAAAGGAAGACAGUUUUUUAUGGUCUCAACAAUUAAAUAAACCUGGGCACUUGAAA